ACAUUACAUAUGAUAAAAACGCUACGUAAUGUUUCUUGAGUGGAUUACUAUUAUCGAAUGUAGCCUAGUUAGAUUUUCACCUUCUGUUUUUAUUUAAAGUCGUAAUGUUUGUGCUUUAAAUACAUGUAAAAAUGAUUACUACUAUCCAAACAAACAAACAAUAACAGAAAACAACAAAUACAGCCGAAGAACAAAUCAUUUUUGAAGUUAAGAAAUCACGAGAGUUUUUUUUGAAAGUUGAUUUAUAUUUGACAUCCUGAAAUAUGAAAGUAAAACUGGAUUGUUUAAGUUUAAUUCUUAUGCUAUUGGUUCCAUUAGUAACACCGAUUCGUUGGUUUAUGCAUCCAAAUACCCAAAAAUGUUUACGAGAAGAACUCAGACAAAAUGUGUUAGUUAAAGGUGACUAUGAAAUUGUAUCAGUUGAGAACCAGGUUAUGGACUACAUUGUCAGGGAUUCUAAGGGUCACAUUUUAGCAAAUAAACAAGACAUUACAAAAGGAAAGUUUACAUUUAGUACCGAAAAUUAUGAUAUGUUUGAAAUUUGCUUUACUUCACGUGUACCUAGUUAUCAGAGGGGAGUAAUGCAAGAGGUUUCAUUAAAUAUUAAAACUGGUAUUGAAGCCAAAACAUAUGAAGGAUUAGGCGAAGUUGCCAAAUUGAAGCCUUUGGAAUUAGACUUGAAGAUGUUAGAAGAUUUAUCAUCAUCCAUAGUCCAAGAUUUUUCAGACAUGAAGCAUCGUGCUGAAGAAAUGCGUAAUACUAAUGAGUCAACUAGCAGAAGAGUUCAUUGGUUUAGUAUGUUUAGUAUUUGUUGCUUAUUUGGAUUAAGUGUAUGGCAGAUAUUAUAUUUAAGAAGAUAUUUUAAGGCUAAGAAACUCAUUGAUUAAUUUAAAUUUAUUUAUAUUGAACUAUGUUUUGCUGAUAAAAAUAUAUACUUGAAUGGCAAGAUAA
This is a messenger RNA of Sipha flava (yellow sugarcane aphid), 951 nucleotides long. It is a transcript of the gene bai, whose product is annotated as transmembrane emp24 domain-containing protein bai. The transcript is spliced from 2 exons. Gene Ontology annotation, cellular component: endoplasmic reticulum-Golgi intermediate compartment; COPII-coated ER to Golgi transport vesicle; endoplasmic reticulum. NCBI's taxonomy places the organism in Eukaryota, Metazoa, Arthropoda, Insecta, Hemiptera, Aphididae. The record is from RefSeq and is a predicted model, not a curated record. The coding region runs from base 264 to 887 and encodes 207 amino acids. Gene Ontology annotation, biological process: intracellular protein transport; Golgi organization; endoplasmic reticulum to Golgi vesicle-mediated transport.